Messenger RNA from Gavialis gangeticus (Gharial), 2985 nucleotides. RefSeq names its product RAP2C, member of RAS oncogene family (gene RAP2C). Gene Ontology annotation, cellular component: plasma membrane. Lineage: Eukaryota; Metazoa; Chordata; Crocodylia; Gavialidae. Bases 93 to 446 code for a protein of 117 amino acids. Gene Ontology annotation, molecular function: GDP binding; GTP binding; GTPase activity. Gene Ontology annotation, biological process: Rap protein signal transduction; negative regulation of cell migration. The transcript is spliced from 3 exons. The record is from RefSeq and is a predicted model, not a curated record.
UCGAGGACUUCUACCGCAAGGAGAUCGAGGUGGACUCGUCGCCCUCCGUGCUGGAGAUCCUGGACACGGCCGGCACCGAGCAGUUCGCCUCCAUGCGCGACCUCUACAUCAAGAACGGGCAGGGCUUCAUCCUCGUCUACAGCCUCGUCAACCAGCAGAGCUUCCAGGACAUCAAGCCAAUGAGGGACCAGAUUGUCCGAGUGAAGAGAUAUGAAAAAGUUCCUCUCAUCCUAGUGGGGAAUAAAGUGGAUCUGGAGUCGGAGAGGGAGGUCUUGUCUGCAGAAGGCAGAGCUUUGGCUCAGGAAUGGGGCUGUCCGUUCAUGGAGACAUCAGCCAAGAGUAAAACCAUGGUGGACGAACUGUUUGCUGAAAUCGUCAGGCAAAUGAACUAUGCGUCGCUGCCUGAGAAACAAGAUCAGUGUUGUACAACUUGCAUCGUCCAGUGAGAAAAAUAAAGAAAAACCUCAAUCAUGGCCAUACAGAGCAGAUAAAACUCAGAGGAAACUUGCACAGAUGCUGCUUUGGAGAACUCUUUCAGCCCAGGUUGCAGAGCUGAGCCUUGGUAAACCUGUCUCUAUUACAGCACGUUGCCAUACAUCUAAGUGCGUAAGGUCCGUGGCCUUCAAGAUCCAUGGACCUUAAACAGGAAAGCUUAGCAUGUUUACCAUAUGUUAAAAUCUGUUCUUUACCUAUCGAUCCUUUUAUAGCUUUCUGAGUUCAUGUAACGGCUAAUAUGCAAGAAUUCAUUUUUAAUAGUUUAAUUGAUUUCUUUAAUCAAUUUCUGAACUUGUAUUUAUUAAAUACUUAAACUCAGUAUUACCUACUCAAUGCCUUUUUAAAAGAAAGUUUUAAUGGAGCAAAAAUUGAGCCUUAAGCAAAUGGUUACUUCUGUAUAUUACCUCGCAUCAGUGCUUAAUUCUGUUUGCAAAGUUUUCUCCUACAAUGUAGUUGGUCAUACUUUGAAACUUUUAUGUUUACGCGUGACAGUGUCAUGGGAAGAUACUGAAGGCACCUCUGAUGUUGUAUGGAUGUAAUAUCCCUUUUCUCAGCAAAUGCAGCCUGUGUGUAGUGCAUCUGCAAUUGGCCUGAUGUGACUCUUUGAUUAUUUGGAACAGGCUGUAAAGUCCAAACUAUGUGUUCUUUGCAGUCCUGGGUUUCCAAAUUACUUUGAUUCAUGGCAAUUAUCGUGUUGAAAUGCAGCAGUGAAGUUUUCCCUACAGCAAAGUUUCUAAACAUGCUAGUUCAUGUGACCUGCUUCAGCGCGCCUUUGAAAAGGGAUAGUGUAUCCGUAUCCUCCAGGAUGGGCUGUAUGCCCGACCAGGGUUAGCUCUGCUUUUGCCUGGCACGUUCAGUGACAUCCAGUGGACCUCUGCACAUGUAAAUCUAAUGCAAAUAAAAUCACUUUACAUUUUAUAGUUCCAAAUAUUUGUCUUUCUGAAUACUAUUUUAAAGCAAUAUUGGUUAAACUUUUUCUUGCACUGUCACAUGGCUUUUUUUUUUAGUUGUUCCCAGUAAACAAGUUAACAUUGGAGACAAGUCAGUAUAGCAAGGGGAGAAGAGCACCAGGUUUCAGUGAUACUAACUGCAGGUGUGCUUUAAACAGCCAUUGCCUUCCAUAUUGUUUACCUGAUCAACAUAUUUUGUCUGAAUACUUGAAAAUGUUAACAGUAACACAGGUAUAAAAAGCAGAAUGAAAAUGUAUAAAGAACAGACCGAACCUUUUCGUUGAGUUUUAUUAAUACGGACGUUGCGUACGUGAGAGCUUUUACUAGCAAUGGUUUAAAAUGUGUACUUUUUUUGCAGACGUUGAAUACCUGCAGCUCACCUACUGCACCAAAGUUCUAGGUUUUUAGGAGCCCACCUUUAGUCAUUUGAACAUGCUUCUAAUUGCUGUACAUUUUUUCCCUGUACCAGCUGGGUAACUUUGACCAGAAAAGCUCCAGUAAAAGCAGUGAUCGAUUUCUGAGGUUAAGCAUUUUUAAACUCGAUGUAUUGUGGAGGAUGGCAUUCCAACGCAACUACGAAUGAGAUUACCAGUUUAGUAUCUUGGGAUUCAUAUGGUUUAUUGAAUAAUAUAAUGGAGAUUCCUGAGACUUGCAGUAUUUAGCAGCAAUCAAGAUUUUGAUUAUCUUCAUAGUGUUGAAUUUGAAUCCGGAAAACUCGAGAUGUUAUCUUAGAUAUCAAAACAUCUGAUUUACUGUGGGGUUACUUGAAAUAUUUUUUCCCUGUUUGUACAAACUUCAUAAAACAGGCUGAGGCCAAUACUUAUUUAGGUUUGCACUUUAAUACCAGAAUUAAACCAAACCCUGUAUUCAGAGUAGAUUUAAGUGGUGAUGGUUGUUCUUUUAGUAGAUGUAAGAAGUACUAGGAAAUACAAGUAAUGAAGAUCUUAGUUUUCCUUUUGUCUGAGGGGGGGAGACGGUUGGGUUGAUAUUAAUUGGUGGUUCAUUCCUAUGGGUAGUUUUAACAAAGAAAAGUGUUCAUUUUCAUUGACCUCAGCAAAAAUGAAAAAAUAAUAAAAAAAAAAAGAAAAAAGAAAAAAAAAGAAACUUGAACUAGCUUAGAAAGCCAGGAAUGGGGAAAAUGAGAUAAAGAUGGUUUCUUCAGCACACUUUGAAUAAAAGGACCAAAAGUUAUGUUAGGUUUCCUCAAUAGAUUGCAUGUGAAGUUGCUUAUUAGAAUACGAGGCUAAUAAUAAAAGCAAUAUAUGUAUUGUCUUUACUAUGGCAUCUGUUUUAGGAGUUGUUCAAAUCACUGCAGUAGGGCUCUACAAACAACAUGUAACCGAACAUCCUGUAUCUAAUGUACUGUAUCUCUAUCAGUGAUAGGUGAAAUCUGGAAUAACAAGUGCAAAAAUUGAACAAUUACCUAUAAUGCUUUGUAAAAAGUUUUUUCCAAUAGAUUUCAUUCUUGUCAUUUUGUAAGACAACCCUACAGUCCACCUGUUUGUAACUUUUUAAAUAAAAUAGAUAUCUGUAUUACCAA